Molecule: messenger RNA, 1365 nt
Organism: Anthostomella pinea
Lineage: Eukaryota; Fungi; Ascomycota; Sordariomycetes; Xylariales; Xylariaceae
Source: the annotation of a GenBank genome assembly
AUGGCAGCCUUGACCGAACGCUACGACGCCCUCGUUCGAUGGACGGAGGAGGGCGGCGGCGGUCUCCAUCCCUCCGUCGAGAUCUACCACGACGACGUGACCAAGGCGUCGUUUCGCGUCAAAGCCGCGUGCUCCGUCGGACCAGACGACGCCAUCGUCACGCUACCGCUCUCACGAUCUCUCUCGUACCUGAACGCAAUCAGCGGUCAUCCUGAUUUUGCAGCAGUAGCGCAUGCAAGCAUCCCGCACGCUGAGGACAAGCGCUUCUUCCCAGCGGGUUUCCUCAAACAGGCACCGCCUCAUGUUGUAGGGCGAUUCUGCCUCAUGCAGGAGUAUCUUCUGGGUCGAGAGUCCACGUGGUGGCCAUAUAUCAGGACUCUCCCCCAGCCCGAGCACAUGAGUAGCAUGCUACCGCUGAUGUGGCCGUCGGACGAUGUCGAGUUUCUCCGCGGCACCAACGCCUUUGUGGCCGUCGAAGAGAUUCGGUCGACCCUGAAGAAGGAACACAAGCGUGCUAUGAAGCUUCUGCCCCCAAAGUACCAGCUCGAAUACGCCCGCCCACUGUACUAUUGGGCAUAUUGCAUCUUCACGAGCCGCAGUUUUCGUCCCUCGCUCAUCCUACCAGAGGCAGACUCGGCAUCUCUGCCCUGCGAGAUUGACGACUUCUCAGUCCUCCUUCCUCUGUUCGACAUCGGGAACCACUCGCCGCUCACAAGGACUGCUUGGACCACCGAUGGGGCCGCACAAGUCUGCAAGCUUCAGUCGGGGAAGACCUAUUCAGCUGGAGAGCAGGUGUUCAACAAUUACGGCCUGAAGACCAACGCUGAGCUGUUACUUGGCUAUGGCUUUGUCUUCCCAGAGGCGCCCGAGUUCCACAACGACUACAUCCACAUCAAGACGAAGGCCAACCCGGAAGCUGGUGACCUCGCAGCAUCUCACAUCGUGUCAUUGAGGCCACUGGCCCAUUCCAACUCCGUCGUGGGACGAUCAAGGCUUAUCGACCCCGACCAUCUCACGCAUUGUCUCCCGUGCUUCUCCCACAUCCAAGACACGCUCAUCGCUUCCCUCUACGAAUCCAUCACGAAGGGCGAUGAUGGCGGGGCAGAUGCAAGCCUGACGGAUAUCAUGCGAGGCAAGAUCCCAGAGGCUCUACUUGAACAGAUCGUCGAUGCGCUUGGUUCUAAGCUCAGCAUAGACCUCGAAGCGCUCGAGCAGUUUGGUCCAGAGUACGAGGCUGUCAAUCGCAAUCAAGAGCUCGCACUACUCUAUCGGGAGCAAUGCAGAAAGGUCCUGAUGAAUGCGCUGCUUAGCCUUUCGGCCACCAGAUCCUCCUCGGACCGACUGCAAGGUCUCUCACUGGGCUAG